Messenger RNA from Hyaloperonospora brassicae, 1083 nucleotides. The record is from the annotation of a GenBank genome assembly. Lineage: Eukaryota; Oomycota; Peronosporomycetes; Peronosporales; Peronosporaceae.
AUGCGCUCGGCAGCGUCUCGACGUCAUAUCCACAGCCACCAGACAGUGCGUCGAGCCGUACACGAGAUCCGCGAGCGCCUACACCGCCAAGAAGGCUCUGCUACAGGCUCCAGCUGCCGCGUGUCUGCUCGUCAUGACGCCAAAGCGCUGGUGGCCAAUGCUCUCGAGCCCCGACUCGCACGCAGCAACGACGUGGUCUUCCACGACGAGCGAAAGUUGACGAAUCACGAGGCUGCAAAGCUGACCGGUUUCGUGAAAAGGCGUCUCGCAGGUGAGCCGUUGGCUUACAUUGCUGGCUCGAGAGAGUUUUGGUCGAUGGACUUUGCAGUGACUCCAGACACACUCAUUCCACGCAGUGACAGUGAAGUGCUCAUUGAGACGUUAGUGGAGCAAUACGAGCCGCAGACACCGCUGCGUAUCUUGGACAUUGGCACAGGAUCGGGCUGUUUACUGCUCGCGGCGCUGUCCGAGUUCCCACGAGCCACUGGAGUGGGCAUUGACGUUUCUCCACGUGCACUUGAGGUUGCGAGAGGCAAUGCCUGUACGCACAAUUUGGACGGACGGACAGCGUUCGUGCUCCGAGACCUGCAGACGUUACCACGACUUGGCAAGGAGGAUGCACUCGUGUACCAGCGUUUCGACGUGGUGUUGUGCAAUCCUCCGUACAUUCCACGUCGAGAACUGCAUCUUGUUGGACAAGACGUGCUCGCGUAUGAGCCGCACUUGGCGCUGUUUCCAGAUGGUGGACCUUUGCUUGACGAUACUGGAGUGGAUCCGCAGGGGUUGCGGAUGUAUGAGUAUCUGCACCAGAGUGUGGCCAACCUAUUUCGAAACCACAGCACAGAGACUGCCGUGGCAUCUGACUGGGACAUAAAGCAAAGCGAGAUGCCAGCGUAUCGUACGACAAAGUCCUGUUUGCUGAUGGAGAUCGGCUCGAUGAACCAAGCGCAGGCAGUACGGGAGCUGUUUGCCAGCACGGCAGAUAGAUGCCCACAACGUGCAAGGCUUGAUGGAUCACGACUACAGUUCGAGCGUUUCCUGUUUGAUGCAAGCGGCAAGUGCCGCGGUUUGCAUUUUGCUUGA